CCAACUUGGAUCUCGUUAUUGGCUAAACAAACUCUUAGUGUUAAUUUUCCUCUACUGGUCCGUUCAAACCGACAGCUCGACAAUGCGCUUGUUUGUUCUUCCUUGUCUCGCCUUGUGCGUGGCAAUUGUUAGUUGUGCGCCAGCAGCUGAAAAAGCGGAAGCUGCUGCGGCAAGCGAGAAAGAUGCAGCUGAAGCGAAAGAUGAUGGCAAAACCGUCGAAAAGCGUGGACUUCAUCUAGGAGAUUAUGGAGGACAUCAUCACGAACAUCAUCACGAACAUAUUAAGACUAUAACCAUUGAAAAGAAAGUACCUGUGCCUUACACUGUUACGAAACACGUUCCAUAUACCGUGGAAAAGAAGGUACCAUACGAGGUGAAGGUACCAGUGCCCGAACCAUACUAUGUUGAGAAAAAGGUACCAGUGCAUGUAAAGGAAUACGUGAAGGUUCCAGUACAUGUACCAAAACCCUAUGAGGUGAUUAAGAAGGUACCCUAUGAGGUGAAAGUUCCAGUUGACAAACCGUACGAAGUAAAAGUGCACGUGCCACAACCCUACGAAGUCAUCAAGAAGAUCCCUUAUGAGGUGAAAGUACCCGUGCCACAACCCUACGAAGUCAUCAAGAAAAUUCCUUAUGAAGUGAAAGUUGAAGUACCUGUGCCCAAGCCCUAUGAGGUGAUUAAGAAGGUACCCUAUGAGGUCAAAGUGCCCGUGGAGAAACCAUACCCGGUCGAAGUUGAGAAACCAUAUCCAGUCGAAGUUGAAAAACCAUAUCCAGUCGUUGUGGAGAAGAAGGUACCUUACGAAGUGAAAGUUCCAGUCGACAAACCCUACAAAGUCGUAGUCGAGAAACCUUACCCAGUGCAUGUGAAGGUGCCCGUGCCACAACCUUACACCGUGGAGAAGAAAGUACCAUACACGGUUGAGAAACCGGUACCAUACGAAGUAAAAGUGCCCAUUGAGAAACCUUAUCCAGUUUACUCGGAAGUAAAGGUGCCAGUGCACAAGGAGAUCCCUAUCCCAGAAAAGUACCAUGUUGAAGUGCCAAUCUUCCACAAGGAAGAACAUCAUGAUUAUCAUGGCUCUUAUCAUCACGAAUAAAAUGAAUUCAAUACGUUUAUAACAAGAUGGCAAACUAAAGACGGAGAAGGCUGAGUAGAUGUAAAACGACAUAGUAUGAGAAAAUCGGUGAACACAGUUGAAAAAGGCAAACUGGAUGAAAACUACACACAAAGAAAAUUUAAAUAAUUUCAAAAAAGAUAAAAAUGGCGAAAUUCGAAGAUUGCCACCACAGAUCGCGAAUACAAGUAAGAACAUAAACCGAAGGAAAGGAUGAAAAAAUAGAAGGAAGGAACAAAAGAUAAAAAGAAAUCAAGCAACCAAUAAAGUAAUAAGUAAAAUAACCACUCCAAUUGAUUCCAUCCGAAGGUAAUCAAGAAAGUCUGGACGCAUUCAUGUUGAGCUGAACGGGAGUAACACCAAAACAACAACAACAACAACUUUGAAGAGGAUGUUAAUGAGGAUGAAAUUAGCACAAUAACGAGAACAAGGAGGACCGAUGGCCAGUCGGAUGUUUAGACGAAGGACGGAGGAGGAGGAGGAGAAGAAGCAAUCUAAUGGAAGGGGGGUUCAAUGGGGUAGCCGAGACUGUUGGUUGCGGAUACAUAGAGUAUCCCACAACUAUGGCUACUUCGUUUUUUUCCAUUGUAUUAUAAGCCAAAUGUGUUAUAUAUUUUUUUAUACAACUUGAAAACUGCCCUAGGUUUAAUGCUACUUUAUUUAAAUAAUAAGUUAAAGAAACAC
Anastrepha ludens (Mexican fruit fly) is the source of this 1801-nucleotide messenger RNA. It is a transcript of the gene Vajk4, whose product is annotated as skin secretory protein xP2. The record is from RefSeq and is a predicted model, not a curated record. NCBI's taxonomy places the organism in Eukaryota, Metazoa, Arthropoda, Insecta, Diptera, Tephritidae. Bases 83 to 1099 code for a protein of 338 amino acids. The transcript is spliced from 2 exons.